AUGUCCCAACCUCCAGCGCCCACGUUCGCUCUAGCUCCCUUCGACAAUUCCGCGGCCGAUGUUGUCCUCCGAUGUCGGGACGGCGUGCAUUUCCGCGUGCGGAGCGCGAUUCUGCUGGAAGCGUCGCCUGUUUUCGCCGAGCUGCUCGCGGCGUUGCCGUGCGGCGGGGCGACUGACAUCCAGGAGGGUCCCACAUUCGAAGGAAUGCCUAUGGUCGUGAUCGCGGAGGACAGCAAUGCCAUUGAUCCACUACUCCGUCUAUGCUACCCGACAGCGGACCCAGUGCUAGUGGACCUGAAGGACAUCCGACCCGUUCUUGCGGCAGCAAUCAAGUAUCAAAUGGAGGAAGCUUCCGCAGUACUGAAGAAGAUGUUGCUGUCGUUUCUCGAGGAACAGCCACUAAGGGUCUGGGCAUAUGCUUGUCUUCUCCAUCUAGAAGAAGAGGCCAGGGCCGCUGCGAGCGCCCUGCUGGGCAAAGAGCUCCCCACCAAGGGUCCAGAGGAAUUCCCCGAAGUGUCUGCUGGAGAUUACUACCGCCUCACGAAGUUUCUGCGGUCCAAGGGUGCUGUCGAGGAGUCUUUCACAUUCCUCAAAGCUGGUUCUGCUGCUGCAGAGCCGCCACCGUCCAAGAGUUCCACCGCGAAGCCUUGGCAUUGCACUCGUGAGCUCGGGUUUACAUCCCUUCCUUAUGCCGACAUCAUUUGCCGCUCGUCUGACGGGCAGGAGUUCAGAGCUCAUAGGAUCACCCUCCUCCUUGCCUCACCUCUUCUCCGCGACGGCAUCACUGCCCUAUGCCCCGAAGCAGUCUCAGGACCUCCACCUCCAGACGCCUUGCCCGUGCUUCAGAUGGGUGUCGAGGGCGUGUUUUUAGGUCCGCUGCUCGACAUGUGUUAUGCCGAACGACCACCAUCUGUCUAUGAAUGGCACUCGAUAUACGGCAUCGUAGGGAUGAUGGUCGCCGCUCGGCACUUCGGCUUCGCAGAUAUUCUGCUCAGACUCCGCUGCGGGCCGUACCUCACCCUAGCAGAUCGCCAGCCCCUGUUGGGCUACCUACUCGCCGCCCAACUGCGCUUCCCUGACAUCGCCAAAUCCAGAGCCUCGGAGAUGCGCCACGAUGUGUACGAGUCGUACGGCUAUCACCCCGAGAUGGAGCGGACCCCGGCCCACGCUUACCACCACCUGCUCAUGCAUCGCCGCCGAAGCAGGGUGCUCGUAGCUGCCCAGGCCGCGAAGGUCGGGCGGCCUGCGCCCCCACCUGCUUCUGACACCAAAAUUCAGACUAUGGCGGGUCUGCGGUCGGCUGACGGACACCCCUGGGUCCAGGGUGUCGUCCGUGCCUAUGCGGACAAGCUUGGUGACGCAGAUACGACGAGGGACCUGUAUCGUAUACAGCCGGACUACGAGCAGCUGUUGUCGGACUCGCUGGCGAACAAGAUAUGGUGCCAACGAUGCGAGCACAAUGUACGGCUGUUGACGGACACGCGCCAUGCCUGGAAGAAGAUACGCGACGAGCUCUUUCGGAAUGACCUCGCAUUUGAAUCGGGAGGCGCACUGUAA
Molecule: messenger RNA, 1557 nt
Organism: Dichomitus squalens LYAD-421 SS1
Lineage: Eukaryota; Fungi; Basidiomycota; Agaricomycetes; Polyporales; Polyporaceae
Exons: 2
Coding region: 1-1557 (518 amino acids)
Molecular function (GO): protein binding
Source: RefSeq, a predicted model, not a curated record